Molecule: messenger RNA, 3163 nt
Organism: Drosophila novamexicana
Lineage: Eukaryota; Metazoa; Arthropoda; Insecta; Diptera; Drosophilidae
Gene: ValRS-m
Product: valine--tRNA ligase, mitochondrial
Exons: 4
Coding region: 89-3064 (991 amino acids)
Biological process (GO): valyl-tRNA aminoacylation
Cellular component (GO): cytosol
Molecular function (GO): aminoacyl-tRNA deacylase activity; valine-tRNA ligase activity; ATP binding
Source: RefSeq, a predicted model, not a curated record
ACAUUUUUGAACAUUUUGAACGUUGUGUACACACUGCCCCUAACCAGUUGACAUAACAACAAUUGCCGAGGCCCACGGAAUUGGAAUAAUGCAAAUUAUUAAAGUAGUUACCCGUAAUUUAGUCAAACACAAACAUCUUUGCCAGCCAAAAUUGCUAAAUGUCACAUCCACGCUUUACUAUACCACGUCCAAAGGCGCCGAUUUGCCAUUAGCGCCGGGCUACCAGCCAAAGGUAGUGGAGGAUGCGUAUUGGGCGCGUGAGAAGGAGCCAAAGAAGGAGGUGCUCACCUCUUGCAAACGUGGCACAUACCGCAUGAUACUGCCGCCUCCAAAUGUAACUGGCAAUUUGCAUUUGGGGCACGCACUGAAUGCCACCGUGCAGGAUGUAAUUGCGCGCCAGGAACGACAGCUGGGCUACGAGGUGGAGUGGGUGCCGGGCACCGAUCAUGCCGGCAUUGCCACACAGGUGGUCGUGGAGCGCACGUUGGCCGCGACCAAGGGUAUAACACGGCAGGAAAUCGGACGCACAGCCUUCCUGGAGGAGGUGUGGAAAUGGAAAGCAGAAAAGGGCGCUGGCAUUGUGCAGGAUUUGCGCCAGCUGGGCUGUACGCUCAACUGGGAGCAUGUGUACUUUACCAUGGACACCAAGCAGGCACUUGCGGUAAAUGUGGCCUUUGAGCGACUCUUCGACGAAGGAUUAAUUAAGCGACGCAAUUCGCUCGUGAACUGGUCUUGUGCCCUGCGCUCCGCCAUCUCCGACAUUGAGGUGGAAACUAUGGAGGUGAAGGAGCCUAUUGAAAUUGCCGUGCCUGGCUACGACCACAAUGUGCUUUUCGGACGCAUCUUUGACAUUGCCUAUCGCGUAGUUGGUGGCCAGACCGAAGAGGAUGGCACGGCCGAGGAGAUUGUCGUGUCCACCACAAGACCCGAAACCAUUCUAGGUGAUGUGGCGGUUGCUGUGAACCCGGGCGAUCCACGUUACAGCAAAUACCGCAGCCGGGAGGAAGUUAAACUGCGGCAUCCGUUUCGGGGCGACACAAUUCCUUUGAUCUAUGAUCUCAGCGUGGACAGAGAAUUCGGCACUGGUGCCGUUAAGAUUACACCAGCCCAUGACAAAUUCGACUUUGAGCUGGCCACUCGCCACAAUCUGGAGGGACGCCGCGUGUUUACCGAAAGCGGCGAAAUCGAGGAGGCCUUUUCAGAGUUUCGGGGUAAACCACGCUUUGAGGCACGCGAUCUGAUCGUGGAUCGCCUGGAGGAACUAGACCUGCUGCGUGAGGUGCGUGCACAUAAGAUGCAGCUGCCGCUGUGUUCACGCUCCAAGGACAUCAUCGAAUACAUGAUGGUGCCACAGUGGUUCCUCGAGACCCAAUCCAUGGCCGAGGAUGCCCUGUCAGAGCUGAAAAGCGGCCGACUGCAAAUAAUGCCCUCCAUCUUCGAGUUGGAAUGGGAGCGCUGGCUGCAGGACUCGCGCGACUGGUGCAUUUCCCGUCAGCUGUGGUGGGGUCACCAGGUGCCCGCAUACCAAGCCUUUGACUCCAAAGGCAAUAGCUGCUGGGUGGCCGCAAUCGAUGAGGAAGCUGCCCGCGAAAAGGCGGAGCUCAAAUUGGGCAGCAAGGAACUAAGACUGACCCGAGACCCAGAUGUACUGGACACCUGGUUCUCCUCUUCGCUGUUGCCCUUCUCCGUGGCUGGUUGGCCCGAUGAAAGCUACAAAGAGAAGUAUCCGCUGAACCUGAUGCAAACUGGCCAUGAUAUACUCUUCUUUUGGGUGGCGCGCAUGAUGAUGAUGGGCCUGAAGCUAACCGGCAAGGCGCCCUUCGGUCGCAUCCUGCUCAAUGGCAUCGUGUGCGAUGCACAGGGCCGAAAGAUGUCCAAGAGCCUGGGCAAUAUUGUGACGCCACAGCAGGUCGUUCAGGGCGCCAGCCUGGACAGCCUGAAGGCGGCACUGCAGCAAUCCUGCGAUUCGGGCAUAAUCAAUCCCAAGGAGCUGAAAACAUCCACUAUGGGCAUGACCAAAAUGUUUCCGAAUGGCAUCCAAGAGUGCGGCACGGAUGCGCUGCGCUUCACGCUGCUGAGCCAUAAUAUUAAGAAUCAUUUCAUCAACUUUGAUGUGGCCGCCUGCUACACCAACAAACUGUUCCUCAACAAGAUCUGGCAGGCCAUGCGCUUCACACUGGGUUCGGCCAAAUCUUUGGGCAUUGGUCUAAAUGAAUUUGAGACCAUGGAGGGCGUUAAGCUCGGCAUGUGGGAUCGCUGGAUCAUCGGGCGACUGGCCGAGACACUGUCCAUAUGCUCCGACUGCUCCACCAACUACAAUUUCCACAUGGCCACCUCGGCGCUGAAGCAUUUCUUCUAUCAAAAUCUGUGUGAUGUUUACCUGGAAACCACAAAAGCGGCCAUCAGCAGUCGUAGCCCCAGCGCCUACGUCCACGUGGCAACUCUGACCGCCUGCCUCAGCUGGGGCCUGCAGGCCAUGUCGCCCUUUACGCCCUUUGUUGCCGACGAACUGCUGCAGCAUGUGCCGCUCAAUAUUGAGCUGAAGCUAUCGCAGUAUCUGGACCCCAAACUGCAGGCCGAGGUUGCCGAUAUAGUCAGCAUUUGCACGACCGUGCGGCAGGUGAAGAGCCGCAAUCAGAUCAGCAAACGCCAUUCACCCAAAUUGUGUCUAUUUGCCCAAAACGAGGAGGCGGAAACUAUACUGCGUCGUCAUCUCGACCAGAUUGCAGUGCUAACGCGCUGCGCGGGCGUGGAGCUGGAACUGCUGAACGAGGAGUCCAAGUUCUCCAAGAAGCUGAACUUUUUCUCAACAGCCGGCGCGCUCUGCUCCUUUGGCAUUAGCAUGAACGAAGACAUCCCUAUGCCCCCGGCCAAGCGCGAAGAAAUGAUUAAGGAGAACAAGAAGAAGCUCAAGAAACUGGUCAACGAGCUGCAGAAGUAUCGCCUGCGCGUGGACAACGAGGCCUUUCAGCUGAUGGCCGAUAGUGCCACAAAGGUGCAUUUUAAUAAUCGGAUCAAAGAGCUCGAGGCGGAAAUUGAUAAUCUUAUUCGUUUGGCCGCGUAGUUCGAAUCGUACUCCUGCUCGAGUUUGUUAGAUAAAUUAUGUACAGUAAACCCUGAUAUUGUUAAACAGAUAUAUGUGUUAACCCGACUAAGACUUGUA